Acanthopagrus latus (yellowfin seabream) is the source of this 2222-nucleotide messenger RNA. RefSeq names its product arginine/serine-rich coiled-coil 2 (gene rsrc2). NCBI's taxonomy places the organism in Eukaryota, Metazoa, Chordata, Actinopteri, Spariformes, Sparidae. The transcript is spliced from 10 exons. The record is from RefSeq and is a predicted model, not a curated record. Bases 313 to 1545 code for a protein of 410 amino acids.
UUGCGGGGUCUGCUCAGCUACAUUUACUGCAGUGUCUUAAAGACUAGAGGCGCCUUUACUUCACAUAAUUAAAAUACCUUAUAUGCUUCUUAAAUAUUUUUGUUGCUCUUGAUCCUUGUUUGGUCCGGUUAGUGUUCAGAAGCUCUGUUCGGAAUUUGGCUGAAAGUGGGGGAUUCAAAAGGUAAAACCUGGCAACGUGAAACAAACUAGCUGAGCUAGACAACGGCUGUUUAGCAGCUAGCUACCUCUCCGUGCUCGUUUGCACAGUCCACGAAACAGCCGUGAUAUAAUACUACAGUGUGCUUCGGAAUUAUGUCGGCAAGUGACAAUGACUCCGACAACUUGACCAGAACAGGUUCUCCAGUUCAUCACAGAAAAAAACACAGCAUGGAGUCAUCCAGAUCUCCCAGAAGCUCCAAACACCACCAUUCACGGUCAAGGUCACGCUCCAGGGACCGAAAACGUGACAGGAAAUACAGACGGAGUCGAAGCAGGAGCAAAGAGGCACGAAAGAGAGAUUCUCAGAAGCCAUCCAAAUCACACAGAAAAACAGAUGAGCAGCAAGAGCCAGAGAGACUUUCAGCAGAGCAUGGAGAGGAGCGAUCCAGACGCAAAGACAGGAGGCCCUCCAAGGGAAGGAGCUUGUCCAGGUCACACUCACGAGAGAGGCGACAUCACAGCAAAAGUAAGGACAAACGGAGAUCACGAUCGCGCAGCCGGGACAGAAAGAAGAAGGCCAGGUCUCGCUCAGGUUCAAGGACCAAACACCGUCAUCAUAGCAGAAGUCGCAGUAAAAGCAGAGAUCGAAAGAAAAGGAGUGAGAAAGUGCGCAGAAAGAGUCGAAGCAGGUCUGUUAAUCCACCUGCCUUCCGGGGCCGAAACACAGCUAUGGAUGCACAAGAGGCCCUGGCCAGAAGGCUGGAGAGAGCCAAGAAACUGCAGGAGCAGAAGGAGAAGGAAAUGUUUGAGAAACAGCAGCAGCAACAGCAGGAGAUAGCUGCAGUGGCGGCCCCUAUUGCAGCGGCUGCUGCUGCUGCGGCAGCAGCCUCCUCGAACCCUGGACUCAAUGUGGCAGCCCUCCUGGCCUCUGGGACGCAGGUCACACCCCAGAUUGCUAUGGCAGCACAGAUGGCAGCCCUUCAAGCAAAAACACUGGCAGAGACUGGUAUUGCUGUGCCAAGCUACUAUAACCCAUCUUCUGUAAACCCCAUGAAGUUUGCGGAGCAGGAAAAAAAGAGGAAAAUGCUAUGGCAGGGAAAGAAAGAUGGAGACAAGUCCCAGACAGCUGAGUUGUGGGAGAAGCUAAACUUUGGAAACAAGGACCAAAAUGUUAAAUUUCGCAAACUAAUGGGUAUUAAAGGAGAGGAUGAGGCUGAAGCUGCCAAACCAAUUAACGAUGAAGGUAUGAAGACUCUUCAAAAGCAGGAGGAGAUGUUUAGGAACCUUGAUGUUCAGUAUGAGAUGGCACGGUCGCAGACACACACCCAGAGGGGAAUGGGCCUCGGCUUCUCCUCCUCAUUCUCCCGUGGAAUGGAUUCUAUCUAGCGCCAAACAUCGGCUGUCUUUGCCACUCAUCUGAUCAUAUAGGACCACCAAUUCAUCGCCAGUCCUCAAGCUUGAGGAUGCAGCUUGCAUGGAUGUUGCUCUGAAUCUGUAAUUUAUUUAUAGACAAACAUUUUGCAUAUUUGAACAUUACAUUGUAAAUAGACAGAUGCUGAGUUUGUCUCAGUGUUGAAUCCGUACAUCUUUGCAAAAAGGAUGCAUCAGUUUGACUGGUUGAUACUGGUUGAAAUUAGAUUUGUUUCAAUAAUGUGGUAGCUUUUUUUUAAAAAACUCAAACAUGUAUUGAUAUGUAAUUGUUUGAACAUAAGCUGAAUAUAUUGUGGUUCAAGUGAGCACUGUUUACAUCAACUUAUGGAAAGGCAUCUGAAGUCAAUGUACCAUUAUUAUAGUCCCUUAAUUUUACUUCCCCUGUUUGGGAAAAAGAAAAUGGGAAUAUAAUACAUAUUGUCUUCGAGAUCAAACCACGGACGAAGAUGAGCUUGAGGAGUAAUCACACUUUUCAAAUGUUAUUGAAAUAAAUUAGUUUUGUGUUGAAUUUUUUUUUCUUUUCACCUCAAUUUUUAUUUUAUGUGAUAUUUGUGAGUUAUUACCUCUUGGUUCAAUUCGAGUUGUGUUAAUGCUUGGGCUGGGCCUUAAGGAUUAAAUUAACAUCAAAAGAU